This is a messenger RNA of Penicillium lagena, 861 nucleotides long. RefSeq names its product uS17 family ribosomal protein. Gene Ontology annotation, biological process: translation. Bases 1 to 861 code for a protein of 286 amino acids. Lineage: Eukaryota; Fungi; Ascomycota; Eurotiomycetes; Eurotiales; Aspergillaceae. The record is from RefSeq and is a predicted model, not a curated record. The transcript has a single exon. Gene Ontology annotation, cellular component: ribosome. Gene Ontology annotation, molecular function: structural constituent of ribosome.
AUGGCGCUCCCCAGCCUUCUACGGGCGACUCUGCCCCUGCGCCCAUCCAUUGCCUCCUUCAUGAGUCCAGCACGGUCUCAACUCCUCCCUCGCUCUUCUAUCCUCACACCAACCAUCCGGUCCGCCUCGACAAUCACCAGCGACCCAACUCCUUCACAAGAAACCACUCCUCCAACACAACCAACCACCUCUUCCACACAAUCAUCCUCGCCCAUCACCCCGGCAGACCUAACACCACCCUCCCGGCUGCGCACCUACGCCUCCGUCCGCCGCACCGGCACUGUCACCUCGGUCGGCCGGAUGGACCGCACCGUCCGCGUCUCCUUCCGCCACCGAGCCUGGGACCGACACAUCCGCAAACAUUACCCCAAGGAGACGCAUUUCCUCGUCUCGGACCCGAACAACUCCCUCCGCGAAGGCGAUGUGAUUGAAUUCUCCUCUGGCGCGCCCAAGUCGCGGCGCGUGCACCACGUCGUCGAGCGCAUUGUUGCGCCCUUCGGUACACCGAUUGAGGAGCGGCGUCCUGUCCUGUCGCGCGAAGAAAGGGACCAGGAGAGGGAGCGCAAGUGGGCGGCCAAGUAUCUGCGCAGGGAGGAGCGGAGGCUUGGGGGUCCCGUUGAUCUGGCGGGUAUUGCUGGUUUGGAAGGUCAGGUCCAAGCCGAGGGGUUGAGCGAUGCGGAGCUGAUUCAUCGCAUUCACGGUGCAAAUGAGCGCAUUGGACGGGUUAAGCGGCUGGUCCUGGAGAGGACUGCUGCUGCCGAGGCGGCGAGGGUGGAGGCUGGAGCGAAGGCUCGGGCUGAAGCUGUUGCUAAGGAGGAGCCUAAGGAGGAGCCUAAGGAGGAGCAGCUGAAGUAUGAAUGA